This is a messenger RNA of Protopolystoma xenopodis, 591 nucleotides long. NCBI's taxonomy places the organism in Eukaryota, Metazoa, Platyhelminthes, Monogenea, Polystomatidea, Polystomatidae. The record is from the annotation of a GenBank genome assembly.
CUCAUACAGACCGGCAUUCAUCAACACCUCGAAGGUUAUAUCGCAGGCUCCUAUACGAAGGCCGUUUUACGGACGGCAAAAGAUGCCACAUCCUCCGUCGUUGCUUCGAGAGAAGCGCAGAAUCCUAGUGAAGAUGAACCGACGAUGGUUGAGUUACAAAGUCUCCUUUUCUGGCCAAACGCAAGCGAACUGCUUCCAUUACCACAAGCCAGUGCUGUCACCUGGUUCGAUGUCCUUCGGCCUAAAAGCGUCGUCGUCCCGAUAAUCCUGUUCUUACUCCUUAUCCUUCUCUCACUUUCUUCCUCCUCCGCCCCUCUUCAGCCCUCUGGCAUCCGCCCAUUCAGCUGGUCUGCCAGAGCUGCCAGCACAACCCCAUCCAGGCUUUCUUCUGUCGACACGACACGACACGACACCACACCACUUCCGAAUGAUCGCUUGUUUCAUCGUCUCUGCCAUUCUGGCCGCAAUUUAGUAACACCAGCCCCAACUGUCAGCCCAACAAAUUAUCUGAACUCUCUUCAUUCAGGCUUGUCGGCCAACCAAGUAAACCGCUUUCGAAGGGGCAAUUUGUUGUUUUUUCCUGCUUUUUAG